Molecule: messenger RNA, 1178 nt
Organism: Drosophila kikkawai
Lineage: Eukaryota; Metazoa; Arthropoda; Insecta; Diptera; Drosophilidae
Product: sn-1-specific diacylglycerol lipase ABHD11
Cellular component (GO): mitochondrion
Molecular function (GO): carboxylic ester hydrolase activity
Source: RefSeq, a predicted model, not a curated record
ACAAAUCUAAUCUCUCCCCAAAUAAUUAUGGCAAACCAUUCAAAAUUAACAUUUAUUUUGCAUUAACAUCUAAAUUACGCAACUAAGGACCGUGGAAAUAAACCCUAUCCCCACCAACCGCCCGCCACUGCCCGUCGAUCGUGUGUGUGUACACACUGGCCCAAAGAUGCAGCGACUUACGAAAUCGUUACGUUUACUACCAGCCGGCACGGGUAAGAGCCCGCUGCAGGCGCUGCUCCUGCUGAAUGGCUUCUUCCCCACUCCCUCCUCCUCGUACUCCACGUCGGAGCCGGUGGAGAUGAGCUUCGAGGUGUACCAGGGCGAGGGACAGCCCACGCAGCCGCCGCUGAUAACAUUACACGGCCUCUUCGGCUCCAAGCAGAACUGGCGCGGCAUCAGCCGAGCCUUGGUCCGUAAGGUGCCCAGAAAGAUAUAUACCGUGGAUGCCAGGAAUCAUGGCGAGAGUCCGCAUUCGAUUGUUCACACAUCGCGGGUCAUGAGCGAGGAUAUCCGUCUAUUUCUGGAGCAGCACCAAGCACCAAAGGCAGCCUGCCUGGGUCACAGCAUGGGCGGUCGUGCCAUGAUGUACUUUGCCCGGAAAUAUCCCGAACUGGUAGAGCGUCUAAUUGUGGUGGACAUCUCCCCCAUAUCAGUGCCACGCGGCACCGAGGAGAUGAAGCAUAUUUUUGAUGCCAUGGUUAAUUUGAAUCUCUCGCCCAGCCUAUCCAUGUCCGAGGGUAGGAAGAUAGCCCGGGAGAAGCUACUGGAAGCCACCGAGGACGAGACGGUGGACUUUAUUAUGCUGAAUCUGCGCAAGGAUCCAGAGACUGGAGCCUUUUCCUGGGCCUGCAAUGCUUCGGUGCUGCGUGACUUUCUUACUCGCUUCGAGGAUUAUAGGACUAACAUCGACCAACUACCACCGUACCCAGGACCCACCACCUUCAUCUGUGGCUCCCAUUCAUCUUACAUGAGACGAGAGCACUGGCCAGAGAUUUUGGAAAUGUUCCCUGAGGCUGAUAUCCACUGGCUGGACGCCGGCCACCUGGUACACUUUGAGCAGCCACAGGAGUUUAUUUCCAUAGUCACCGAGUUCCUCAAAUAGAAGAAAUAGAUUUGACAAUUAAACUUGUUUAAAAAUUGUACAAAAAAGAGGCAAUAAGAAUGAGCUUUAAGCUAAA